Molecule: messenger RNA, 1059 nt
Organism: Misgurnus anguillicaudatus (oriental weatherfish)
Lineage: Eukaryota; Metazoa; Chordata; Actinopteri; Cypriniformes; Cobitidae
Product: olfactory receptor class A-like protein 1
Biological process (GO): G protein-coupled receptor signaling pathway
Cellular component (GO): membrane
Molecular function (GO): pheromone receptor activity
Source: RefSeq, a predicted model, not a curated record
UUUUCUUGGUUUCCUUGGUUUGUGCCGGGUCCCACGGGUCCAUUAGAAGCUAUAUAUUCACGUAGCAUGAGUCGUCAACUACAGAAAAUCCUACAAACAGAACAUUUCCACACGCUUGGACACAGGAGCGGUUCUAUGGACUUAUGCAUCACCAUCAAAGGCGUCUCCUUCCUCUUGCAGGCAGGACUGGGCAUCCUUGCCAAUGUCGUGGUCCUACUGGCCUACAUCCACAUUAUGCUGACCGAUCUGAACCUGCAGCCCGUGGACAUGAUUAUGUGCCACCUGGCCUUCGCUGACCUCAUGCUCCUGUUGACGCGCUGCAUCCCGCAGACCAUGACCGUGUUCGGCCUGAGAAAUCUGCUCGACGAUGGCGGCUGCAAGGUGGUGAUCUACACGUACCGCAUCGCCAGAGCUCUGUCGGUCUGCAUCACCUGCAUGCUGAGCGUCUUCCAGGCGGUGACCGUUGCACCUGCGUCAGGACCGUAUCUGUCCAGGCUAAAGGCCAAGCUGCCGCAGCUGGUCAUCCCCACGUUCGCGAUGCUGUGGUUUAUAAACAUGGCCGUGUGUAUAGCCGCCCCGUUCUUCUCUGUGGCCCCUCGUAACGGUACCGUCCCCCCGUUCACACUCAAUCUGGGCUUUUGCCACGUCGACUUCCGCGAUAACUUGUCCUACGUCAUUAACGGGGUCGCGGUUUCGGUGCGAGACUUCGCUUUCGUGGGCCUGAUGCUGGGCUCCAGCGUCUACAUCCUGGUCCUCCUGCAUCGCCACAGCAGGAAAGUGAGAGGCAUCCGGCGGGCCGCCAAGACGGUGCUGAUGUUGGUGGUUCUGUACGCUGUGUUUUUUGGCAUCGAUAACGUGAUCUGGAUCUACAUGCUUACCGUGACCCAGGUGCCUCCCGUGGUGGCCGAUAUGAGAGUGUUUUUCUCCUCGUGUUAUGCGUCUCUCAGCCCGUUACUCAUCAUCUCCUCUAAUAAGAAGGUCAAAGCGAGGAUGGUGUGUGCAGCCUCAGACCAAGAGCAGCAAACAGUGGACAACAAGGACUCAAAUGUUAAAAACUGA